GACACCUGCUCGUGCUGGGCAGGGCGGGGAUGCGCAGCCGCGGCCCCUUCUCCUCCGCUCCCCUUCCCCGCCCCACCCCUCCCUCCAUCCCUCACCGGCUCCCCGGCUCCCGCCCCGCCCGCCCGCCGCUCCGGGGGGGUCUCCGCCGCCGCCGCCGCCGGAAGGAGCCGCCAUUUGCCGCCGCCGAGCGCACGGGCCGAGCCGAGCCGGAUCCGGGAGUCGGAGCGGGACUGGGGCCGGGAGGACGACGAUGGGGGGCGGCCCCGCCGCAGGAGGACCGGGGCGCCUAAGCCCCGGCGCCCGGCCCGCGCCGGACCCCGACCCGCAGGGCGCGGCCCCCUGAGCCCCCCGCCCGCCCCCUGCCCCUGCCCCUGCCCCUGCCCGGGCCAUGCCCGCCCCCGUCGCCGUCCCCGGGCUUACGGCCCUCUCGGCCCCGCGAGCCCCGGAGCCCCGGCGGCGGCGGCGGUGAACGGCGCCUGCAGGCCGCGGAGACCCCGGCCCGGCCCGGCGCUCCCGCGCGCGCCCCGCUCCCGGCCUUGUCCUCGCCCCUUCCCCCGCCGCCCGGGAGCCCCCCUCGCUCGCCGCCCCCCGACCCCCGGCGCCCGGACGAUGCUCAAGUCUCGGCUCCGCAUGUUCCUGAACGAGCUGAAGCUGCUGGUGCUGACGGGCGGGGGGCGGCCCCGAGCCGAGCCGCAGCCCCGGGGGGGCGGGGGAGGCGGCUGCGGCUGGGCGCCCUUUGCCGGCUGCUCUGCCCGGGACGGCGACGGCGACGAGGAGGAGUACUACGGGUCGGAGCCGCGGGCCCGGGGCCUGGCCGGCGACAAGGAACCGCGGGCCGGACCCCCGCCGCCGCCCGCUCCGCCGCCGCCGCCCCCAGGCGCGCUGGACGCCCUGUCGCUCAGCAGCAGCCUGGACAGCGGGCUCCGAACCCCCCAGUGCAGGAUCUGCUUCCAAGGCCCGGAGCAGGGGGAGCUCCUGAGCCCUUGCCGCUGUGACGGCUCAGUGCGCUGCACACACCAGCCCUGCCUAAUCCGCUGGAUCAGUGAGAGGGGCUCCUGGAGCUGUGAGCUCUGCUACUUCAAGUACCAGGUCCUGGCGAUCAGCACCAAGAACCCACUGCAGUGGCAGGCCAUCUCCUUGACUGUCAUCGAGAAGGUCCAGAUUGCUGCUAUAGUUCUGGGCUCACUGUUCCUCGUUGCCAGCAUCUCCUGGCUCAUCUGGUCCUCACUCAGCCCGUCAGCCAAGUGGCAACGCCAGGAUCUGCUCUUCCAGAUCUGCUAUGGCAUGUACGGCUUCAUGGAUGUGGUCUGUAUAGGCCUUAUCGUUCAUGAAGGCUCUUCUGUCUACCGCAUCUUCAAGCGCUGGCAAGCAGUGAAUCAGCAGUGGAAGGUCCUGAAUUAUGACAAGACCAAGGACAUAGGAGGAGAUUCGGGGGGAGGGACGGCAGGGAAGCCAGCCCCCAGGACCUCACGGACCAGCCCCCCUGCUGGGGCCCCCAGCCGGCCCCCAGCUGCCCAGCGCAUGCGGACGCUCUUGCCUCAGCGCUGUGGGUAUACAAUCCUGCAUCUCCUUGGACAGCUACGGCCACCAGAUGCCCGUUCCAGUUCUCAUUCUGGUCGAGAGGUUGUCAUGAGAGUUACCACAGUGUGACCUGGACUCCAGGAGCAGGGAUCUUAAGUCAGUGCAUCAUCCAGAGAUGACCUCUCCUGGCUGCUGGAGGUACGGCCUAGACAAGGUGUUUGGGGCACAGUGGCCACACCACUGAGGAUCUCUGUGGACAGCCUCAAGCCUGGAGACAUUGUCUGGCCUCUACUGCCCACAGGGCAGUGACACCUGGAUGACAUUUCAGCUCCCACUGACACCACCUCAUACUCAUCGUGAGGAUGGCCAGCAAGCAGGCGGGGAGAACAGCUUUUCUUCCUGGAGAGAACCAUCUUUACCUCAGCUUUAGGGCCUUCAGUCCCCUGGCUCCACCAUGGUGACUUGGUAAAGGGAGACCAAUGCCAGACACAAGGGGCUGUAGACUCCCAUUCCCCACCUCAUGGCCACAGGGCAUCUGGCAAUAAGACUAGUAAACAUUGACCUCCCGUUCCCUGCAUGAGGGCGGGGGGACUUCCCCUGCUCCACCCCCAUUGCAUGGGGGAAGGGCAUAAAGAAUCAUUUAUAUGCACGUGGAGACUCCUUUCUCAUCUGGGGCUUUUCUGAAGGGCUGCAGGGCGUGGGGAGGCUCCUCCGCACUGAUCGCACGGCCCAGGAGCAGCGGUGCGUUUGGAGUUGGAGGAGGGACUCACCCGCUGGUGAAUAAUUCACAUGGGUGCUAGGUGGCAGUGCUCAGCGGCAGCUGCGCAGGGGUGGACUCGCCACCUGUGAGUUACAAUACUUAGACCCUGUCUACCUCAUAGACUUGGAAUGAGGAUGAAUGAGGGACAGGUUGAAUGCUACUCCAAAGAAAAUUGACCUUGGCAUAAAAAGUUCUGGACUAGCUGCUGGUCCACUUAUUUCAAAUAGUAGGUAGCAAAGCAAAUUCCAAAAUGUGGUUUUUGUCAGAAGUGGCACGGAGCUUUGGCAUUUUGAGUGAGAAAGUAGAUACAGAAGCAAAAGGGGCAAUAGAACAGCCGCUGUGCAGGGCAGCAGUUGUUGUAGGGACGAGAACACUUCUGACCCCCAAAACUGCAUUUGGGAGAAGGCUGGAGCCACGUAGCCUGUUCUGAGAACGUCUGCGUUGGAUCAGGCCUUCCCAGGUACUGUGUGCCCCAGAGAGAUGGUGUGGACUCACUUAGAGCGACAAGGAAGGAGCCUCUUCCUGCAGUGUUAUGUCUUUAAUCCCGACUGAAACUAUUUCUGUGGCAGCUCGGGUCACAGGUUUGAUCCAGCCGUGGCCAGCUAGUGAGUGGUAUUACUGGAAGGUAGAAGGAUGGGAUGGCUCAUGUUUAUUAGAGAAAGGAUUUGGGAACCGUGGGUCCGAGGGCUGGGGGUGUGGGUCAGUGGUACAGUGCUUGCCUGCUGUGCAUGAGGUCCUGGUGUUAACUCCGAUACCACCGAUACCACCGAGAAUACUAUGUGGGUCAGCUUGAAGCUUGGUCGCUUUCUCCUGAAGCCUGGGGCUGGGUACUAUAUGAAUGAUGGUGUCUUUUUAAAUGAACCAUUCAUGAGCAAUUAAAGAAUUCCUUCAUACAUUGUUAAA
Molecule: messenger RNA, 3184 nt
Organism: Meriones unguiculatus (Mongolian gerbil)
Lineage: Eukaryota; Metazoa; Chordata; Mammalia; Rodentia; Muridae
Gene: Marchf9
Product: membrane associated ring-CH-type finger 9
Exons: 4
Coding region: 610-1650 (346 amino acids)
Biological process (GO): protein ubiquitination
Molecular function (GO): zinc ion binding; ubiquitin-protein transferase activity
Source: RefSeq, a predicted model, not a curated record